AUGUGUUUGUUUUUGACUACAGGACAAUAUAUAAAUGAUGACGAUUUACAAACAAUGGAUCGCGAUGAUAUUGAACAUUUAUUUAAAAAUGAGUAUGGUUUUACAUUUGGUGAUCGUAAACGAUUUUGGAAUGCAAUAAAAAAAUUUCAAUCAGUAAAUAAAAAAAAUGAUAUUAUUUACGUGGAAACACAAACACAUAAUGAAACACCUGAUCUUUAUGAAAUAAUUGAUGAUGAACCAACAGAUUAUCAAUUAACACAACAUUAUAGACCGUUAUCAGUAUCACCAUUACCAUCGUCACCUAAAAGACUUUCAUCUACUACAGUUUAUGAUCAUUUUGAUGAUGAAAUUGAAACAAGUACAGUUGAAGAUAGUAGUUCAGAGAAUAAUGAUGAUAAUCUAAGGAGAGCAACAACAUCAUUACCUGUUUAUGAUCAAUUUGCUAAGCAACUACGAAGGAGAAAAGACGAAAAUUUUAUAUUUGAAUAUCCAGUUGAGUUACCAUUAUUUUCUGCAAACGUUCAAAAAGCCUUAGAAGCAAAUAAUAUUCAAGAGGAAUGGUCAACAUUGAUAAAAGAACUUGCACAAUGGAUUGGAGUCAAAGCUAAAAAUCCUCCUAAAAAAUGUGAAUAUCAAGCUAUUGGACAAACUCUAUUUAAACUUUAUCCGUGCACUGGUCGAGAUGGUUUUCGACCCUGGUCAUAUUUAUGUAAAUGCCUUACAACUGAUCUUCGUAAGGAUAGACUUAAAAACAAAAAACUCACAACUGAACAAAACGCAAAUUAG
Adineta steineri is the source of this 786-nucleotide messenger RNA. The record is from the annotation of a GenBank genome assembly. Lineage: Eukaryota; Metazoa; Rotifera; Eurotatoria; Adinetida; Adinetidae.